AUGACAGAUGUUUCUCGAGAGAUCACUAUUUAUGCCAAUCAAAGUCUGACGUUGUCAUGUCAACCAAGAGAUAGUCCUAAAAACCUAGUUUACUGGCACUGGAUAAGUCGGAGUGAUAAGGUCAACGAAAAUCUAGUGAAAAAAGGGCCAACCUUUACAAUUAGGAAUGCAGCCAUUAACGACACGGGGUUUUAUUUUUGCUCUGCUGCAGAAUGGGGAAUUUGGGGAAUAUCGUACCACAUUUUCGUCAAUGUUAUAGGUAAGUUACUGAGAUCGUUUUGAAUGCAGAUCUAACAAGUUGAGUCAUUUUGAUCCGUUGAGUCAAUUAAGUUUCUAUAGAGCUAUGAGAAGGGUGGGGGGGGGGAGAGGGAGGUGUCUGAGUACUCCGUAUCUGAGUACUCCGUGUCUAAUUGAUUUUUGGCAUAAAUUUCCUCAGUUCCAGUUCAGUUAUCUCGGAAUCUCUAUUUUAAAUAUCCCGUAUCCCGUUAUUUUUCCCUCAAGUAUCCCGUAUCCCGUUAAUGUUUUACCCAGAUAUUACGUAUCCUGAUUACACCUAACAAGGCCUCAGUUAUAUGAUAUAAGAACAAAAAAGGACACCCAAUAUUUGGUGGGGGUAAGUUUCUAAAGGAACUGUGGUGCUGUGUCCGUGGGAGGGUAUAAGAAAGUAACUUGGUAUUAUCAACUAAGUUGAUUCCGUAAAGAGUUUGUUAGAGGCUGACGUUUCGAGCGUUAGCCCUUCGUUAGAGCGAGGGGCAAUUACUCUGACAAGGGGCUAACGCUCGAAACGUCAGCCUCUAAUAGACUCUUUACGGUGACCAAUUUACGUUAUCAACUCAGUUGAUGAUACCAAAUUACCCCACUAUUUGGUACGAAAUAAAUUCAUCUUGAAAGGAAAGUAGGCAGUGACCAGUUAACAAGUGCACGUAAGCACAAAAAGGAGAGGCCGGGGGAACAGAAACAAUUCGCUUUGCGCAAUGCGAACUGCGUGCGAACAAUUUGCAUUCACCAUUUCUAUCAAUCUUUGCAAUCGUUCUUUGGGACGUCACGCAACGCUCUUCGGCCCCAAACUCACUUUAGAAGUAAAGUCGCGCGACAUUUCAGUAAACAGCUGCGAAUUUAAGGAGAUUGCAACUUGUAUGCAGGCAUAAGUGGCAGUUGUUUUAAUUCUGGCCUAGACCUGGCCAGGUAAUCGAAUUUAAAAAAAUAUGUGAUAAGCGUACUAGCUCACGUCGAAACAUCGGGCAUAUAUCUGGGUGUAUGACCUCUAGCCUACGUGCAAGUUGUCAUUGGCACGGGGGAUUUUUGCGAACUCUGUGAGGGUUGAAUGGGACAAGGCUCUAGGAAGUCACGCAACGCUCCACUUCUUGACCGGAGUGUCGCUUGACAGUCCGAGACUAGGUCGUUAUUGUGUGACUCAGAAAACUGUGAACCGCUUUGUCUCGAUAAUGACAAGUCAGUUGCUUGCUGUCCAAUCAAGAUAAAGCGUGGAAGCUUCAAAACCACAAACUAAUUACCGCUGUCGCUUGUCGCGCCUAAUUGGCUUUUCCCUUGGAACGUAAUAACAUCCGAUUUCAUAAUUUACUAAGUUUCACAGUAAGUCUGUCAUCUUCUUUCAAAAGAGCCAGGAAAACUAUCUUGUGCCAACGGCUGGAGUUUCUACAAGAACUCGUGUUUCAUGCACUCCUCCCAUGCCGUGGAACGUGAGUGGGGAGGAGCAUCCUCUUACUGCACUGACUCCUCUGCACAGCUGGCUAGAGUCUCACGCGAUUCAGAUGAUGAUACUCUACGCUUUUUGAGUGUUCUAUCCAGGCGAUCCUUCCCAUCUGUGCCACCCCUCAGUAAUGCUUUCACCGUUUGGGUUGGAUCCCCUUUGGGGAAUCACCUGGGUAGGAUAAGCAGGUGCACUAAAUUAGAUACAAGAAAUGGAAAAUUAUCCAAGUCUGCUUGUACAGAAAAAUAUACCUUUAUAUGUGAACGAGGUAAGAGUUUUCAUCCUUUUUUCGCUGGGUGUAUAGAUCGAAGCAUUUUUUCUUGCGCUGUGUAAGAGGGGGGGUGGGGUGGAGGAGGAUUUAAGUCGCAAUAAAAUCAUCUGAUGCCUUCAUGAGGCUUAGUAUUAUUCGAAUGAUGCCUCCCUUAUUGGCAGUUGAUUGGCAGACAACUUUCUUAAGCCCCCCCUUUUACUCUGCUGGCAACAACAGAAUUCCCCCCCCCCCCGUUCCCACACCCCCACUUCCUAGCAGUGGAUGGUAAUAUCGAUUGGUCCCUCAUAGCUCAUGUGCCUCAUGUUCCUCGUAUUAAGUGCUAUGUGCAGUUAACUUAAUAAGUUCCACAGUGAGGUAUACUCGAGUCAGUAAGGUCCACUGUGUUGUCCAUCGAUCAAGUUUUACAUAACACCUGUUCUGUUACUGCAUGUAUCGCCCAAACUUUUGUUUACAAAUCAAACAAAGAACUUUUCCUCGUACCAUGCUGUUUCAUGUGGUAUUUUACUCACAAAACAUAUUUCAGAAAGGGAGAGAAGAGGGAAGUUGUUGCCUUUUUCCUGUAAGCAUUGAUAUUUUAAUAACGUAACAAGUUUUUUCUGAUCUUCAGAUUGUUGAAAUUGCAUGCCAACAGUUGCACCAUCGUAGUUUAAAGGCCCAUUUCCAACCUUGAUGCAACGCGGUCGUUUGUUUUUGUUUGAAACUACCGCUUUUGUUUAAAUAGUGCCUCUGAUUGGUCAGUCAUUUUUACCUAGUCACGUUGUCUCAAAAUAGCUUGUGCGUUUUCUCCGAUGAGUUUGGUGAGCUUGUCAAAAUAGUUCUGUUUAAAACAGUACUAGACGUCUUAAUCCGGUGUGGAAUCAGAUUAAUCCAUUGAUUUAGUAGAUUCUGAGGAAGUAAAUGCUUAUGGAUCGGUUGUUGCUAAAGAGGAACACGAAAAUCCAUGCGAGCAUUCUGAGGAAGGUGAAAAUGUUGAUCCACCACGUUUUCAUUCAUACAUCAAUUUUUUUUAUUGAUGUUUGCCAUCCUUGUUAAAUAGGACCAAGGGUCAGUUGAAGUUUCCUGCUCGUGGAGAGGAGCUUGCGCUCGAAAGGAUGGCUGAGGUUGCUGAGAAUGCAAAGCAGCAAAUAAAAAUUGAAACGUAAACCAUCAGUGUCCCUGACGUUCCUGCAAUGAAGUGAUUAAACGUUUGGCAGCCGGACAUGGUCUUAAAAUAAUUAAACUUCCAGCAGUCCGAUAUUUUCCAUAUUUUUCUUCGAAAUCCAAAAAAUAUUUAAACGAAAAUGUUCUACCUUUAUUUACAAUCCUCAAGUGCUUCCAGGCAGCCUUAAAUUUUGAACUUGAUAUUUCUCGCUAACCCUGUAUACAGAGUACGAAGCCAUCCAAGCGCUUGACACUUAGAAACUUUUCAAUGACACGGCUGGACACGGUCCUCAAAUAACUCUACAUUUCUCUUUGAAAUAUGCCAAUUUUUCCUUGGAAAAUAUUCUACCUUCAUUUACAAUCCUCAAGCACGGCUAGAAUGCGAAAAAAUUCAAACGUUGUCCGUUUCGCCGACCCUGUACACAGAGUACGAAGAGAUCCAAGCGUGACACUACAAGAUUUCCAGCGGACACUACCGGACACGGUCUUCGAAUAACUAAACCUCCGGCAGUCUGAUAUUUUUCUAUAUUUCUCUUUGAAAAAUCCAAUUUCUAUUGGAAGAUAUUUCAUCUCUAUCUAGAAUCAUCAGGUGCUUCCAGAAAGUGAAAAAAUUCGAAAGUUGUCCUUUUCGCCGACUUUGUUCACAGAGUACGAAGACAAAAUACUGUAAACUAUAAAAUGACGAACGGCGAAUGUAUGUACUGUAAAACAGUUGACUAUGUGUCCUGGAUGGCUCUUGAGAAAGACGAUUUUAGAAGGUUUUCAGUAAUCUGGGAAUUUCGUGUUACUGGAAAUUGGGUUGAGGCGCGCGUUGCAUCAAGGGUGAAAAUGGGCCUUUAAUCCAGAACAAUUAGCAUUAAUCAUAGAGUGUCAAUUAUUCAUCAGUCAGACUUUUUUAAACGGAUAUGCCAUGCUCAUACAUUUAUUAGCGAUUCUAAAGAAAAGUGUGACGUGGGAGGGGGGGAAGGGAACAUUUUCAUCUUUUCCUAAGAUCUUUGCUUGGUGUCAAAACUCUGUACAUCAGCCAAUGGAUUCACGUUACUUGUACGCAAGCCUGACUCGUACCAGUAUUUGAGGUCAGUUCAUUUUAUUUUCUUUUGCUAUAUUUACAGUAUUGCCAGGUGUCCCUAAAGGCGUUUCCAUCGAAUAUAUGAACUCUUCUGCUGUCCGUGUGGGAUGGAAUUUGCCUUUUCCUGGUAGCAACGUAACAAAUCAUUAUGUGGAAUUGUCUAUUGCAUCCGGGAAUGUUAUCAAACGGCAAUCAUCAUACGGAAAACAAUCAGUCAUUUUCACACGUCUCCAGAGCAACACACAAUAUAAAGUGCGAGUACAAGCCGAGAAUACCGCGGGGAAUGGGUCAAGUUCACCGUAUGUAUCGUUCAAGACGAAUGAAAGUAAGUCGCGUCAAAGAAGUCUAUGCAAAUUUGUGCGUUUCGAUGCUUUAAACCCAACAGUCUAAGGUUAAAGAGAAACAUUGAAAACGUAAGAACUGUUGACGAAAAUGAAAAACUUUGGGGGAGGGAGGGGGUUGCUGUUUCAAUGCAAUGUGUUCAAAGAUAAUAAGCCUCCCGUUUGUUGCUAAGCUCGGUUAAACUGUAUGCACAGAGUACCGUCUUACGUCAGUGAAUCUACUGCACCUUCAGAAUUUUGCACAUUGUGUCACUGACAAAUGGUACCCUUCCCAGCUGUUGGCUGAAACUGUAGUUGAAAUCAUAAAUUUCGAUACAUUCUCCAGAUGUUCCGGUCAUUUCCACCCCAGCAAAGAACAACCAAGUGAUUGCUGGUCACUCUGUUACACUUCGGUGUGGUCAGCCGCACCAGACCGUCCAGUGGUACAGAGACAAAAGCAGUGUACCCCUAAACGUCAGUGGCCAAGAACUAACUAUUCACAGCGUUUCCUCAAAGGAUGAAGGUACCUACCAUUGUCAGGUGGAUAAUGGUCUGAGAGUGUCCAUGAUAGUCCUGGUUGUUGGUAAGUCCAUGAAGGUUAAUCGGUCUAGAGGGUAAUUUAAUAUGCAUAUGUAAGCAAGGUUUCUGAAAUAGUUUGGCGGUAUACUUUUCCUUUCUAGCAUGUUACUUUUUUUACAUUGUGUGAACCUUGUAUAGUCAGAGAGGGAGGAUCUUUUUCAGCGUGAAAGGACUUUCUUUGCUUUAGACAUCUACGGUUAUUAUCUUAGAUGGUAACUCAAAAGGUCUUUUCUGGCUUAUCGCUUCUUUCAUCACUCCGCUAUUACUAUUAUGCUUUAAAAGGUCAUCAAUAACAUGAAACAAUACAACGAAUUGAACACCCCGAAAUCGAGACGCAAACAAGCAAACAAAAAAAAAAUCUUGGCAAUAUGCAGUGAAAAAGAAAAGCGAAAAAAAUAGAUAACGAGGAAGCUAAAAAAAUAUAUAAAGACAUAACAAAUACUAACGGCUCCUACAUUAGCACUGAAUGGCUCCUAUACAUGUGUACAUUCAGCUGCCAAGAGCGCUUUGCCGGUGUCCAAAAGAAUGCAAAAAUUUUCCAAGAAUUUGGCCCACGCAGUAAAAUGCACCUUACCUGUCCAUCAGAUUGACCGCCAAAGUAUUACAAGAAAUCUCGCUUUGCAGCUUAGAAAUAUGUUUCUCUUCAUUAUUUUUAAUCAGAGCAUCCUGUUGUAACUGAAGUUAAAGGAAUUAUUCUUAAACAAAACGACAACGCAAUGAUGAAAAGAGAACUUCUGCUGCUUUGCAACACGGCAAACAGACACCCGCUAAAGUACGCAUGGUUUAAAGAUGAUGAACCGCUGAUUAAUGGAGAGGACUCAGUCAAAGUUUCCUUGCAAGACGAUGAAACCAAAUACACAUGUCAUGUGUCAAACAUAGCCGGAAAAACUUCCAGAUCCUUGGUCAUCUCCCCUAUGGGAGGACCAGGUGAGGAGAAGGAUUCAUUUUUCUCAAAUCUUCAUCAAAAAUACUUUCAUAUUCUAGUUAAGCGACAAUCGAUUUCAAAAUUAGUGUAAAAAUUUAGUAAAACUUAUGCGUCAAAUAACCUUUUCUCGGACUAAAGUCCCUAGAGUGGAGGUAUGGGGGUGCUCCUUCCCCCAUUCCCCCCCUCCCCCUUCAGCUGUUUAGAGUAUGCGGAUGACCAAAUAGCAUAGAUAUCAUGAAGUUUGAUAAAAUCACAAAGCUAACCGGUGGGCACUGUCUGAUUGGAUUGUUUUCCACGACACGACCUCAUUUCGGAAAUUUUAAACUGCACAGUAAAUACUCUAACUUAAAUUAAUAAUGAUAAUUUGGUUAUUAAUUUGAUUUUAAGAUUUUCCUUCUUUUCAAUGUUUAAUUAUUUUUUUCUAUCUUUUGAAGAAGUAUCAGAGGUCGGUCACGGUACCGAUCGCUCCUUGUCAACCAAUUUGGUCAUCGUCAUUGCUGUUUUGUCCGUUCUCCUCAUAAUCUGCUCUGUUGUGGGUUUUACCCACAGAAAGAUCACAAAGUUAAUAACUGAGAAAAGGAAAUCCAGAAAAUUGACAGUGCAGAGCACCUCUACUGAGAUGGCAACUGUGGAGGAAAUGGAGUCGCCGAGACCAGAGUCACGGACCGAAACUAUCAUGCGUGAUAACGAUGAGGUUUUCCCAUAUGAUGUUAUAUCGGCAUGGACUGAUUCAAACGGGCUUUACAUGAGCUUGAGACGCGAGGGAAACGAUGGCGAACUUGAAGAUGCCACGCAAGUUGCAAGAACUGACUAUACUAACAUUUCCCCUAGCAAUCGUAACGAUAGCGCAGCUAAUUGCAUGUACGCCCCAUUGAUUCAUACUGCAGGAUUGCAAAGUGCUAGAGAAAUGAAACGUCCAUACGUGAACGUGGACACCAUAGAGACUUCAUCAGAUAUGUAGAAAAAACCUUAUAUGGUUAUCAAAUGGCCUUUAAAAAGGCUAUUUCCUUGUAAAACCUUGUAAUUUCUGGUUUUGCUCCUGUUUGGCUGAAAACGGCGCGAAACAGAAUUAAUGUACAUUUAAAUUGUGUUCCUCAAGUGCGAAGCCGAAGUGUGAAUACUACUAUGUUUGACUCCUUGACUUUGAGACGGUAACGAAGCCAUCUAAGAGUAGUUUACCUUUAGUAGCAACCGCUCUGUAUAUUUUGUAGUUGGACUUAUCAUUAUUUUUUUUUUUUUGAAAUUUUACUCGCCUCAGAACGUUCAGUUAGGUCUUUUUACCCCUUUGGUAUAGUCUACCUACGGAGGACUUUGGAAUAUAAAGGUUAACAAAAAGGAAACUCCCAUCCCUCAAAGCAAUGAAGGAUAUGUCUUGAAAUGAGGAAAGGAUGACCCAGAUACCUUUUAAUUUAUGUCCAAGAAAGUAGGUACGUGCGCUAGGUAAGACAGUGACGAAAGAGAGCUGGGGAAGCGAGCUGUAUUUUGAUCCCGAAGCAGGAGUUGAAUUUAACCCUUUACACCAUAACAUCAGUAUGCAUAUUCUCCUUGUUGUUCUGUAUAAAGUUCUGAGGUGCUGGCAAGGGGAAUUUGUUUAACAAGCAGGAGCUUCUGUACUUGAUGAUUAUUUUCCUAAUUCUUGUCACCUUACUGAGUGAUUCAUGGGUGAUGUUGUAAGGAGAAAUUAGAUGCUGAUCACUCCAAGGGGUCAAAGGAUUAACAUAGUGCGGAAGUAGAUACCUUUGUACACUUAUAGCAGAUGAAUAUGCUUUGUUGUAAAUACGAUUAGCUACAGAAUUUGUUCUUGGAUCUAUGUUGGUACAAUUGAUAAUUAGUAAUUAGAAACAUAUUGGACGAGGCUUAGAACGAUCUAAAGUAUAUCGGAUCUCCAUCUUCCUGGGAUGGUGUAAAAUAUUUAGGACCGUGCCAACAAUUGAAUAGUGUGAUUACAAUAUAAAUGUUUUAACACACGAAUUAGUGUUGUAAUUGAUCACCGAAGUACUGUCGUAAUCAAGCUAAAAAGAUUCUAUGUUAAGUUAGCUUAGAUGGGAAGAUUCCACAAUGAAAUCUUGGUUGUACACUUUGCUUAUUCUAAGGUUUUAUGUGUUAAUAUAUCAACCGAAUAAAGAAAAUUAUGAUAC
This is a messenger RNA of Pocillopora meandrina, 8153 nucleotides long. The record is from the annotation of a GenBank genome assembly. NCBI's taxonomy places the organism in Eukaryota, Metazoa, Cnidaria, Anthozoa, Scleractinia, Pocilloporidae.